This is a messenger RNA of Paraphaeosphaeria sporulosa, 1755 nucleotides long. RefSeq names its product acetyl-CoA synthetase-like protein. Gene Ontology annotation, biological process: fatty acid metabolic process. Gene Ontology annotation, molecular function: medium-chain fatty acid-CoA ligase activity. The transcript has 2 exons. Bases 1 to 1755 code for a protein of 584 amino acids. The record is from RefSeq and is a predicted model, not a curated record. Lineage: Eukaryota; Fungi; Ascomycota; Dothideomycetes; Pleosporales; Didymosphaeriaceae.
AUGGCAUCGACGCUGCCCCGCCUGCCCAUCUUCGAGGCCAUCAAGAAACACGAUGGCAAGUCGGUGGCGGUGAUCCACGGCCUGUCGGGACGGACGUUCACGUACGGCGAGCUGGUCAAUGAUGUAGCGGCGGCCAAGGACAAGCUGCAGCGGAAUGCGGGCGGGAGGAGCACGGCGGGAGAGCGCAUCUCGUUUCUCGUGGAGAACGGCUACGACUAUGUAGUGACGCUGCUGUCGAUUCUGGCCGCGCAUGCCAUUGCCGUCCCGCUGUCGCCGACGUUCCCUGCGCACGAGCUGCGCUACAUCAUCGACCAGAGCGAGUCGCUCAUGCUGCUCUCGUCGGACAAGUUCCAGGACAAGGCCGACGAGGUGCUGCAGGAGGGCAUGCAGACCAGCCCCAUCAACUACAAGCAGGACAAGAUCAUGAUGGGCAAGACGGACGACUACGUCACGCUCGAGGAGCCCGCGAGCGACAAGGGCGGCAUGAUGCUGUACACGUCCGGCACCACCAACCGGCCAAAGGGCGUGCUUCUCGCCCAGGACAUCCUCACCGCGCAGUCGCUGUCGCUGCUCCAGGCGUGGGAGUAUAGCAGCAGCGACGUGCUCCUGCACGUGCUCCCCCUCCACCACAUCCACGGCACCGUCAACGCCCUCCUCACGCCCCUCUUCGCCGGGAGCACCAUAGAGUUCCAGUUCCCCUUCAACGCGACCGCCGUCUGGGAGCGCCUCGCAGCGCCCUUCCUCCCGAACCCGAACCCCGCAAAGAAACCCGUCACCUUCCUCACCGUCGUCCCCACAAUCUACACCCGCCUCCUCGCCUCCCACGCUUCCCUCCCCGCCGAGGUCCAAGCCGCCGCCAAAACCGCCCUCCACCCCUCAAACAUGCGCCUCAACAUCUCCGGCUCCGCGGCCCUCCCGACCCCCGUCAAGUCGGCGUGGACCGAGCUCAGCGGCGGCAACGUCCUCCUCGAGCGCUACGGCAUGACGGAAGUCGGCAUGGCGCUGUCGUGCGGGCUGUCCUUUGCCGACCGUGCAGACGGGUCGGUGGGGUGGCCUCUGCCAUCCGUGCAGGCACGCCUCGUCGACACGGAAACGCACGAGGUCAUCGAGGUUGGCGAGGAAGUUGACCCCGCCUCCGGCCGCGAGCGCCACGGCGAGAUCCAGCUCCGCGGGCCCACCAUCUUCCGCACGUACUGGCGCAAUCCCGAGGCGACCGCCAAGGAAUUCGUCGACGACGCGGACGGGAAGGGCAAGUGGUUCAAGACGGGGGACGUCGCGAUCCGGCGGGCCGUCGAGGGCGCGGGGAAGAGCAGCCAGACCUGGGCGCGCGGCCCGCUGUAUUUCAUCCAGGGCCGCAAGUCGGCCGACAUCAUCAAGACGGGCGGGGAGAAGGUGUCUGCGCUCGAGAUCGAGCGCGAGAUGCUGAGCCUCCCGCAGGUCGAGGAGGUGGCUGUCGUGGGCCUGCCGUCUGAGGCGUGGGGCCAGAAAGUCGCCGCCAUUGUGGUGCUGAGUGCCGAGGGCAAGACGGCGGGGCGCGGCGGGAGGCCGUGGUCUGCUCUGGACAUGCGCAAGGCGUUGAAGGAGAAGUUGGCCAACUACAAGAUCCCGCAGGAGAUGAAGGUCGAGGAGAGCAUUCCCAAGAAUGCCAUGGGGAAGAUCAACAAGAAGCAGCUUGUAAAGCAGGUUUGGGGGGAGGCGCUGGAGGCGAAUGGGGCGGCGAAUGGGGCGAUGCAGGUGCCGAGCGGGAGUGUGUAG